Molecule: messenger RNA, 4385 nt
Organism: Bufo gargarizans (Asiatic toad)
Lineage: Eukaryota; Metazoa; Chordata; Amphibia; Anura; Bufonidae
Gene: TNFRSF11A
Product: TNF receptor superfamily member 11a
Exons: 10
Coding region: 190-1851 (553 amino acids)
Biological process (GO): ossification; lymph node development; multinuclear osteoclast differentiation
Cellular component (GO): external side of plasma membrane
Molecular function (GO): tumor necrosis factor receptor activity; cytokine binding
Source: RefSeq, a predicted model, not a curated record
AGGGAGAAGGAAGUGGCGGGAGCUGAGCGCACUCCACACAGCGACACACGAGCGGCGGCUGCUCCGGGGGAGGCCGGCCACUCCGGGGCUGAAGUGCACAUGUCAUGGGAGACGACGACAGCCCUAAAUGUCACUGCUAAUGGUGGGGCAGACACCGGGAACCGGAGAUAGCGGCGAGCAGGACGGAAGAUGGAGAGCCCGGUCACCGCUGCCCUGCUGAUGGUCGGGGCUCUGUGCUGGGCGCUGCCUGUCAGACAGAACUCUUUGCAGUGUGAUCUAGGAAAGCAGUAUGGACAUCUUGGACGAUGCUGCAAUAAAUGCCCACCAGGAACACACAUGAAAGCAAAAUGUACUUCCACUGCAAAUACUACGUGCAGUCCCUGCGGCCCUAAUGAAUACAUGAGUGUUUGGAAUGAAGAUUUAAAGUGCACUCUUCACAUGGUUUGUGAUCCAGGGAAAGUUUUACGUGUGACUUUUAAUGGGAACAGUACAUACCCUCGGGAAUGUGAGUGCAUUGAAGGAUACCACUUUGAUACCAAACAAGAAAUAUGUAUGGAGAAUGUCAAGUGCCCCCCUGGAUCUGGAGUUCAGAUACCAGUCCAAUCAAAUAAAAAUACUGUCUGUGUACCAUGCCCUGUGGGAUAUUAUUCCAACUCUACAUCGGCAACAGAUGGAUGCACCCGCUGGACAAACUGCACAGAUCUUGGAUUACAAGAGAUCGUUCCUGGCUCUAACAUGUCUGAUGCUUUCUGUGAUCGUUACAUUGUCCCACAGGAUUUGACAAAGGUGGUAAUCCUAAUUAUUUUCCCUGUUGUGGCAUCAGGGAUUGUGAUAUGCAUCAUCUAUGCUGUGUGCCAUAGGAAGAAAUUCAGUGCAUUCAUAGCACAACUUCAGGAUUGGCUACGGCAAAGUUGUGACCAAGAACAUGAAUCUCAGUUAAAAACACCAUUCAGUGACCAGGGCGAGGACUGCAUACACAAAACCUAUGCUUUUUCGGAGGAAUGCAGUCUUCUAAAAGAAUCAGUGGUUCCCCAGGGCAGAAUGAUUCCAACAGAAAAUGAAUACAUGGACCCGAGAGGAUCACCUGAACCAGAGAAUGAGAGUAUGGUUGCACGUAUGGGCUCAACAUCGGAUAGUGAAAUUGGCUGUCCAGGAACAUUCCUUGGCUUUUCAGAUACCAGUUCAGACAGACUGCUGUCUCCUUCACAGGAAGAAGGCGUCAGUAUUCCUCUGUAUUCCCACCAUCAUUGUGGUCAGUCUGCCAAAGAAAUUCAGGACAACUCUGCCAGAGAUCCUGUGGACAAUGUGUGCGGACAUUAUGCCUCUCAGCACACGUUUCAUGUAUUCUCACAGGCAGCACAUCCUACCCCAGAGAGAAGUGAUGGAGAGGAGCCAUGUUCUUGCUGCACUGACAGGCAGUUUUCAAGAAAUGGGAGUAGUGCCAGCAGCACCCCUACUACAGAUAUCCCACCACCUUCAUCAGGAAAUCAUACAACAGUUCUUUCAACUGCUCCUGUAAUGAACAUUAAAACAGAUCUUGUUGUCGUGUACUAUAAUGCAAGCUCCCAAGACACCCACACAGCGGCAGAAACCGAGGACACCACGAGUAGGCCAAUGCAGGAGGAGAACCAGAGCCAUUACGACAGCUUUGUGGCCAACACUCAGUCCCCCAGGUACACAGAUAUCCCCUGCUCUUCAGUGUCAGAUACAGACACAAAAAUGUUUGCCGAUGAGUUGACGAGCCCUAGCUGCCUGGACACGUUUAGUCAAGAUCAGCCCAAUAUCUUUUUCUCUCCAAAUACAAACGUUUUACCUGUGCAAGAAGAAGGAAAGCCAGAAUUUUAUCUUUAAUAUCAGUUAUUUCAUGUGGAAUCUGUACUGUCAGUAAUGUUGUUUAUAAGGAGCUUCAGGAAAGCCCGGAAGGCUGGCUUGGAAUGAACAUCAAGCAGGAUAAGAUUUUCCAAACUUUUUUUUAAAAACUUUCUACUACUUUAAAUGUCUGACGUCUGUCUGGUGCUUAUUUUCCAAUGUCAUGUAUUUAUCUGUGUUGUGACCUUGGAAGGGGAAUUUGUACAAUAUAUCACUUUUUUACCAAGCUUUAUCUUUUAAGGGCUCUUUACACAGGCUGAGAGUCCUCCAGAUAAUCGUGAACAAGCGUUCAUAGGAAUGCUCAUUAGCGAUUAUCUGGUGCCCCUGAUUACCAGAUGAACGAGAGACACAAAAAUAGUCAUUUGCUGGCAGCAGAUCGUACUGUGUAAACACAUGCUGCUGCCGGCAAACAACAAGUCUGUAUGGGGACGAAGGAUGGCAUUAGCGAACGCUUAAUGGUCUCCUCCACUGACGAGCAGGCGCUUGCUGGAAAGGAACGCUUCCUUCCUGACAGUCACCUGCUGUAUCUUUCCAUCUAAAGGAACCUUAAGGCCUCUUAGGUCCCAUUCACACGUCCACACAAUGGUCCGCACCUGUUCCGCAAUUUUGCAGAACGGCUGCGGACCCAUUCAUUCUCUAUAAACCGGAUGUGAAGCAGAGAGCACACUAUGUGCUCUCCACUUCCGCAUUUGCGUAGCGCGGACCCUAAUUUCCGGCCCGCAGCUCCGCAAAAGAUAGAACAUGUCCUAUUCUUGUCCGCAGCUGCGGACAAGAAUAGGCAUUGCUAUAGGGGGUGCCGGACUGGUGUGUUGCGGAUCCUUACACUGUGUUUUCCAUCCUUGUGCUAUCCACAUUUUUUGCAGAUAGCACACUGACCCAUUUAUUUCUAUGGGUCCAUGCACACAUCUGUAUUUUUGACGGAUCUGUGUGGCCGAUCUGCAAAUUAUAGAACAUGUCAUAUCCUGGUCCGCAUUGCAGAUGGGACUAGUCCUUUCUGUUUAUGAGAGUGAGAAAAAUACGGACUGCACACGGAAGAUAUCCAUAUUUUGUGGAUCCGUUGUUUGCCGACCAUAAUAUGGACACAGCCAUGUGCAUUACCGUGGUUUUUCCAAAACCUGGAACGGAUCAUAAAUGGAGAACGCGUAUACGGUAAAUGAAAGGCCAAGUCUUCUCCUGCUUUCGAAUCCACUCCUGGCUUUGCCAUUAAAAACUGCAUGGAAAAACCUGAAUGUGGAAACCCAGCCUAAAACCACAACAAGAUAAAUGUUCUCAUGCCUAUUCAGCGCAUUGGUAAUUAAGUGUAUUCACGUUAUCUUUCAUGAUUACAAUCUAUUGUGCCUUGAUAAGUAAAAUCUAAUUACCGGUAGAUUGUGCACUCCGGAUUUUAAAAGUGUCAAAUCCAAGAUGCAAAUUAUCAUGGAAUUUUUCUGCUCUAUGUGGAUUACAACAAAAUCUGCAGGUCAAAUGUAAAGUAAGAGCAUCCAUUUAGCACACAUUUUUUCCUGCAUGAUAGAGUAAUUUAAACUCCUAUUCUAUACAACAUAAAAAGUCAAUUAACAGACAUAAUCCAACUUUAUGUCAUACAGUUGCAUUUGGUUGACCCUUAAAGGGAGCCUGUCAACAUGAAAAUGUGAAGUAAACUGCAGGCAGCAUGUUAUAGAACAGGAGGAGCUGAGCAGAUUGAUAUGUAGUUUUAUGGGGAAAGAUUCAGUAAAACUUGUAUUUCAGUCAUUAAAAUUUCUGCUCAUUCUGGGCUUUGUAGUCCAGGAGGCGGUCCUAUCAGUGAUUGACAGCUAUGUGUACACACAGUCAUAUAGGGGGGAGGCUGCUCAGCUCCUCCUGCUCUAUAACAUGGUGCCUGCAGCCCAAACACCAUGUUCAAUGCGUCAGGUUCCCUUUAACUAUAUUCUACUAACUUGGUGUGAAUUAUAUAUAUAUCAGUAGAAAUUUUGGGAUUAGAUCCUGUUAUGUCAGAUUAGGAAAGCCUUCUCACAGUUUGGUUUGGGAAAGGUUUUACUGAUCUCACAGAAUGGAAACUGCUUCUUUAUAUAUAACUCAUGCACAGGUUUUUCUUUUGGCUACUAUUUUUGUUGAGUAUAACUAUACAUAGUAUACUAUAAUAGUAUACUAUUUUGUGUCUAAGAUUUAUUCUUCUGUUUUACAUCACUGAGAAUAACGAUGACAGUGAUUCAUGUAUGGGCAUUGCUCUAUAUACAGAUUAUAGGAAACAGUAAUGUAAUGGGGCCUGUUCAAGAUGUGUAUAUGUUUUCUCAACUCUAUUUUUAUUGAAAGGAUUUCAAGGGAAGAAGACAAAGUACCAAAGCACCAACAGUGCUGAGGAAUGCCACACAGGGGCAUUGCAUGAAUAACUGGCAAUGUAGCCAGCAGUAAUGAACACUUAGGCUGAGUUCACACGGGCGAGAUUUCCGCGCGGGUGCAAUGCGGUAGGUGAACGUAUUGCACCCGCACUGAAUCCUGACCCAUUCAUUUCUAUGGGGCUGUGCACAUGAGCGAUU